Molecule: messenger RNA, 5040 nt
Organism: Symbiodinium natans
Lineage: Eukaryota; Dinophyceae; Suessiales; Symbiodiniaceae
Source: the annotation of a GenBank genome assembly
AUGGCUUCAGCGAACCUGGAUUCAGAGGCGGCUUUCUUGGAUAGAGCUAAGAAGAUUGGCCUCACCGAAGAGACCAUCCAGGGCCUGGUGGACAAUGGUUACACCACGUUCGGGCGCUUGGCUUUCGCUGUGUCGGCGACGCCUACCACCUUGACUGAUGAGGCUGUGGACGCGUGGAUCAACGGUCUUGGCAUCAGUCCCACCGGCUACCAGAAGGCGAGCCUGCGCCGCCUUCUCUUCGAUGGCGUCAGCAUGGCCAUUGAGGAGGUCAAGUCACGGAUCGAGCCCGGGGUGGAAGGACAUCCGAAGAAGUUAGCAGCUGCCGAGCGCAUGGACAGGCAGGCUCGCCAGGAGAGGACUCUGGGCGGCUUGGUCUUCACUCCUGAGACCCGGCCGGCGAACUCAUGCGUGGACCUUUGUGUUGAGAUGCUGGAAUCAGGCGUUUUGCAAUAUCAUCCUCCUAGCAAGUGGAUCAGCCGAGCUCAGGAAGCCCAGUGCCUCAAGCGCGACAGUAGCGUCAAUCUUGCAGCUGAUCAUAGCUUGAAGGUGACUAUGAAGCCACAUGAGCUCGCGUGCGACGUGGCUUCAGAGAUGCGCCUUCGGCAAGCUUGGAGCAGAAGGUCGCUGGCUUUCGACAUGGCUAAUCUCGCUUCUUUUCGUGUGCUGGAGGAGCAUGUUCAGUUCCUGUUCUCAGUUUUGCAGCGAGUUCAGCCAAAGGGAUUUGCAGGAGUUCAGUUGUCACAGAUCAUUGAGGCCGACAAGCAGCUGUUCAUUCUUGCAAGUAAUAACUUGAUGGGCAGGUUGACAGCACCUGCGGGCACAGAUCCAGUUCUUGAUGCCGAGAUCACCCGCCUUUCACGUAGUCCCGAGAUCAUGCAAUACUUGGCCCCCUUGCCGAAUCCUCCGCCACACCAGUUCCUGCAUGGGGGCAAGCCAGGGGACAAGGGAGGAAAGGGCGCUGGCAAGGAGAAAAAGGGGAAAGGCGCUGGCAAAACGCUUGAUCUUCCCGAGGGGUGUGUAACAAAGGACGAUGCCAACCGUCCGCUGUGCUUUGCGUACAACACGCAUGGGUGCAAGAACAAGUGCAAGAACGGCAGGUGCCUCAAAGGGGUGAAUUGUGGCGCACUGGAAACUGGGGAUCUGUCCUUAGUGGAUCCUGAGGUUUGGGCACAAACGCGUUUGAAGAGUGCUGCACAGAUCUCGGAGUCCGACCUUCAGUCGCUCUUUGGUUUGCUUCCGAAGGAUGAGGUGCGAGGAGGUUCGCGUGAGGUGCGUAGUGCUUUCGUGACUGGUUGCUAUGCCCAGGGAGGUUUUCGUGGGUUGCGCAAGGAGUGUCACAAUUUUCCGUUUGCAAGCCGAAUUAUGACCCGCUUCGUCCAGGAGCGUCUUCCCGGUCAUGUGUUCUCCACUUGUGGCUUCUUUUCAAACAGUGCGACCCCUCUUCAUAAGGAUGGGCGCAACGCACCUUGGCCUAAUGCCUUGUUCCGAGUCACAGACUUCAAGGGCGGCGGAUUGUGGAUUGAGGGACCUGGUGACGACGUGCGGGUUUCCGGUCAACUUGAGUUGAGUGGCAGCGUGCAUGAGCUUACUUCCGAGCCGUUAGUUUUUGAUGCAUGGUCAAACUACCAUCAGACUGAGCCUUGGACUGGCAAUAGGCUUGUCUUGGUGACAUGGGUCGUUCAGCAGCUCGGGGACUUGGGUGAAGCAGAGCUGGCUAGGGCGCGGGCCUUAGGAUUCCUGCUGCCACCGGAGCUUCCCAUCCCGCUUGAGACAUCACAAACACUUUCUAGGCCUCCCUGCGCCUUUGAGUUGUUUGCUGGGAAAGGUUCGUUGUCCCGUGCCUUGCGCCAGGCAGGCUUUCACGUGCAUAGCUUUGACCAUCACCAUUGUGACUCCUGUGUGCCUGUAGCUCAACUUGACCUGUCCUCUGAAGUAGGGCAGAGCCUUUUCUGGGAUCUGAUGAAGAAACAUCCUCCGUUCCUCGUGCAUCUUGGUUUGCCGUGUGGGACAAGCAGCAAGGCGCGAGGCAGACCUUUGCCAAAUGGAGAGAAGGGGCCGUCUCCCCUGCGCAGCCGCGAAUUCCCGCUGGGGCUGCCCAGCUUACAGCCUGGCUCUGUGGACUCUUGUCGGGUUGACACUGCCAAUCGGCUCUAUGCUUUCGGCUAUAGAGUGCUGAGAUAUUGUCUGGACAAUUGCAUCAUAGUUUGCAUUGAGAACCCGCGCAAUAGUUUCUUGUGGGAGAUUCUUGCGGCGUUCGAGCCGUCUGAGCCCAGUCAUCGCCUCCUGCCCCGUCUUUCUGAGGUGUGCUUUGAUCAAUGCUGCCAUGGGGGCUCCAGGCCCAAAGGAACCAAGCUGCUGUGCUCCCCCAAGUGCUUUGAGUCGCUCCGUGCAUCCUGCCCGGGAAAUCACCUUCACAAGCCGUGGGGCCGGAUCGUCGACUGCGGGAGUGUGCGUUUUGCAACCAAGGAUGAGGCCGCAUAUCCUUGUAUCCUUGCACAGAGGUAUUCUCUCUGCGUGGCCCAGCGGGCGCUAGCGGCGGGUUUUUCGCUGAUCCCCCAACCCACCGCGCGGAGUCAAGCUUUGCAGUUCGCCGGCAGACAGCACCGCAGACAUGCUCCUCUCGUGUCAGAGUUUUGCCAGGUCACGUGGAUGCCUCGGCAGUCUUUUGCCCCUUUGCCUCACCUGAAGCUUCUGCGCCCUUCGAUAGGGGGUGUUCUGGCGCAGCAGGACCUAGGCAUCCUUCAGGGAGGGACCAUCCCUGGAGCCCCGCUCUCCCCUGGCACCCCUCAGGGAGGGACCAUCCCUGAGGCUCCUGAGGCCCCGGGUUCCCCUAGCACCCUUCAGGGAGGGACCAUCCCUGAAGCCCCCGGUUCCACUAGCACCCUUCAGGGAGGGACCAUCCCUGGAGCCCCGAUUUUGUCAGGCGCUGUUCAGGGAGGGAGCAUCCCGGAGACCUCAGCCUUUGCGUCGCUUGAGCCUGGAACUCCUAGUGGUUCGCCUUUGCAGGAUGGUUGUGAGGAUUGGGUUCAAGUAGGGGUUCUUAGGAGUCCUUCUGAGUUUGUGGAUGAGGCGAAGAAGGUGCCGCACCCAAUGGAUUCUGCCAAUCCUUUGGAGGCUGUGACGCUCGCGGCCUUGAGGGAGAACCUCACCAAGGACCCGAAGCUGGUGGAGUUGAAGCGUCGGCUUGCUCUGGCUAGGGUGAGACGAGAGGUGAACAGACUCCAAGCUGAGGAGAGGGCGCUUCACAAAUCAAUGCCACGCUCGGUGGCUAAGGUCAUGGAGGGCAAGGCCAUCCUUGCCCUUGAGGCUUUGUUGCAGUCGGAGGGAUAUGACGACAUGGGAGCCAUCAAAUUCCUUAAGGAGGGGGUGCCUUUGGUGGGGGUAUCAGAGUGCCCUCCGUGCUUCGACUACAAGCUUGUGCCCGCGGCCUUGACUGAAGCCGAACUCUUCCAGACUGCACAGGUCAGACGGGAGGCGCUUUUGAGCAAGUCCGAGCCGAUUGAUGCUGAGGAGGCAAGAGUCUUGGCGGAGGCAUCUCAAGAGGAGGUGUCGCUCGGUUUCCUUGAGGGGCCGUUUUACAGCAGGGAUGAAGUUUCAUCCCGACUCGAGACAGAGGACUGGACGGUGAUACGCCGCUUCGUCAUUUUCCAGGGUGCUGAGGGCAAAGCACGCCCAAUCGACAACUGCCUCGAGGCCCAGCUGAACUCGGGGUACACAUCGAGCAUCCACUUGCGUUUGCAAGACGGUGACUACCUGGCCGCCAUGGCCCUGUUCGUGGCCCGCGAGAUCCACGAGGGCAGGGCGCACCCCGAGGCGAAGGAGUGGCACGGCAAGUGCCUUGACUUGAGCAAAGCGUAUAAACAGCUUGCAGUUCUGCCAGCCCACCGGCCUCUGGCAGUCAUAGCAGUGCGGCAAGAGGAUGGGCGCGACGCCCUGUACCUAUCAAACAGCUUGCUUUUUGGCAGCACCGCAGCAGUGUAUGCCUUUAACCGGGUGAGCCGUUGCUUGUGGUUCUUGAUCAAUCGACUGCUCUGGAUUCCUUCCGGGGUGUACUUCGACGACUACCCCCUGCUGUGUCCAGCGGCCACGGCCGACAGUGCUGACUCGGUUGUGAGCGACUUCUUGGAUUGCCUGGGGUGGCGUCACGCCAAGACGGGUGUGAAGGGUCGUGCUUUUGCUCCAAGCUUUGACGUCUUGGGGAUGACCUUGGGCCUAGACAGGGUAGCCCAAGGAGAGGUGAGCCUUGCCAACAAGCAGGGUCGCAUCGAGCGCAUUGUGGCCCAGCUUCGGGAGGUUGGUUCUAGGGGUGAGAUUAGCAGGCAGCUUGCCCAGGUCCUGCAGGGUUUGUUGCAAUACGCUUCGGGCUUCUACGCUGGCAGGGCUUUGAAACACGCCUCACAUGUGCUCUCACGCAUAGUGGGUGGCUUACACUUCAGCCCCCUUGACCUCCGAGAUUUUUGCCAUCACACCAUCCGCCUUUUGCAGGACGAGACCCCGCGCAUUUUGAAGUGCUUCAUGACAACCGAUGUCCUUCACCUUUGGACGGAUGGCUCCUGGGAGGCAGGGGUGGCGGGAGUUGGACUUGCUGCUCACGACUGCUUCUCCGGGACCGGUUGGGUCUAUGAGGGCCGUGUCCCGUCAAGGGUGCUUGAGCUGUGGAAGUCGGAGAUCGGCGGGGAUCAGCUGAUUUGCGAAAUCGAAAUGUUCGCGAUUCUUGCAUCCAUGAUGGAAUUGAGUUCCAUCCUGGAGUCCCGAAGAGUAGUGUGGUGGGUGGACAACAACGCCACCCGCAGCCUCGUGAUAAAAGGGGCCAGCAGAAGCUGGGCCAUGCAUUCUCUUGCCCGAAUCUUCUCUCAGUUGGACCAGGAGCAUCCAUCCAUGUGGUGGGUAUCACGAGUGCCUUCCUUUUCGAACCCAGGUGAUGCGCCAUCGCGAGGUCACGGCAUUGAGGUCGUGACGAUGGUGGGAGCAUCCGAAGUCCAACCCUUCUCCCGCUUGGAAGAGCUGGCGAAGAGGAUCCUCGAGCUCAAGCGAGCCUGA